Chironomus riparius is the source of this 1684-nucleotide messenger RNA. The record is from the annotation of a GenBank genome assembly. NCBI's taxonomy places the organism in Eukaryota, Metazoa, Arthropoda, Insecta, Diptera, Chironomidae.
CGGGCAGCAAGCAAAAAAAAAAUCUUCAGAAACAUAAAAUAAUUCGAUAAACACAGAGCUCAUUUGUUUAGCUCGCGAAUAAAAGGCUCAAAAGUUCGCGUUAAAAAGUAUUUUAGUGAUAUUCUGUGUUCAAUCUUGUGUACAAGUGAUUUGAGAAGAAUUAAAUAAGUGUUAAUAGCAAAAGGAUACUCAAGGAUAAAAUUUCAAGGAAGUGAAAAAUUCAAUAAUGCUUUUCGAAAACAGUCCAAACGCCGUAUUCUCUUAUACAACAACAAAUGGUGUUCCACAAAUUCAAAUUCCUGUCAAAACUCAUGGUGUCAUAGAGGCAAAUACAGUUGAACAUGAGAUACAUAAUGGCUUGAUACCAGUUAGUGCUACGGCAGUAAAUUGUAAUCCUAGUUCAAUUACUAAUACUAGUAGUACAACUCAAACAUUAUCUAACGGAGGUAAUUCAGGUAGAUCAACACCAAAUAAUGCAGAUAUGGCUCCGGGAAAAUUAUUUGUUGGUGGUUUGAGCUGGCAAACAUCUAGCGAAAAAUUACGCGAGUAUUUUGGAAUGUUUGGAACAGUUACUGAUGUUCUCAUAAUGAAGGAUCCGAUAACACAAAGAAGUAGAGGCUUUGGAUUUAUAACUUUCACGGAACCCGAUGCAGUCGAAAAAGUACUCAAAGUUCCAAUUCAUACAUUGGAUGGAAAGAAAAUUGAUCCAAAACAUGCUACACCAAAGAAUCGUCCGAAAGCUGCCAAUAAAACUAAAAAGAUUUUCGUUGGUGGUGUUUCACAAGACACCAGCGUCGAAGAAGUUAAAGCUUACUUCAGUCAAUUUGGUAAAGUUGAAGAGGCAGUAAUGCUUAUGGAUCAAACGACAAAACGCCAUCGCGGUUUUGGAUUCAUAACAUUGGCAGAUGAGGAUGUUGUCGACAGAAUAUGCGAGAUUCAUUUCCAUACGAUUAAAAAUAAGAAAGUGGAAUGCAAAAAGGCUCAACCAAAAGAGACUGUUUCUCCAGCAACACAAAUGCAAUUACAGAAGCGUUUGUUAUUAAACGGUCUUGGACUAAGAAUGCCAACAAAUACUGCCGUUGUUGGAAAUCAUCAUCAUCAUCAUCAUGCUGCAAAUGUAGUGCCAACAACUUUAACUGCUUAUCCGUUGAAUGUUGCAGCUCAGGCCGCUCAAGCAGCUAGUAUGGUUCCAAAUCAUCAUCAUCAUUUGACAAAUGCUGGUCUUGCCGCAGCUGCAGCAGCUUCAAAUAAUGGAGGAAAAUUAAUUGCAACAUAUCCCUCAUCAUUCCACGCUUUAAGAUACACUCCAUAUCCAAUGGCUCCGACUAUGCAAACUGCCGCAGCAGUAUCUCAGUUAUCAGCUCAGACAGCAAAUCAACAACAACAAAAUCCUCAGUUGACUGCAGCAGCUGCAAAUCCUUACCCAGGAUAUAAUUUGACAAGUGUCGAUAUGUCAGGCUUCAACGGAAUUGAUUGGGCAUCUAUGUAUGGCAUGUAUGUAUAAAAUGCAUCAUCUAUCUGUCUUUCUCUAUAAUUAUUUUCUCAGUGCUAAAUUACGAGAUUUAUCUUUGAAUUUUUACUUCUUAAUACUUAGUGUUACUCAUUCAUUUUGAUUAAUUUUUGAUUACUUAUUACACUUAACUUAAUUAUUUCCUAUUUUGGUAAAUUUUACAUUAAUUGUUUC